Messenger RNA from Asterias rubens (European starfish), 909 nucleotides. Its product is annotated as coiled-coil domain-containing protein 43-like. Lineage: Eukaryota; Metazoa; Echinodermata; Asteroidea; Forcipulatida; Asteriidae. The coding region runs from base 99 to 755 and encodes 218 amino acids. The record is from RefSeq and is a predicted model, not a curated record. The transcript has 5 exons.
UGCGCACGUCCGUACGACACGCACACACACAUGCAUGGAUUACAUUGCAUCCACAUCCACGCAUUGUGCGAUGCAUACCAGUUGAAAAUACUUCCAAGAUGGCGGCCGCCAUGUGUCCGUCUGCCGAGUUUGAAGAUUGGCUCUCCAAAAGAUUGAAGGCAAUAAACAUUGACGAUGAAGUAUUUGGUUCAUAUAUUUACGGAAUAGUCGAAGAUGACUCGACAGAUGAUGACAAAACAGAGGCACUCAUGGGUAUUCUAUCUGGAAUAACUGAGGAGUCAGUGGAAGAAACUUGUCAAGAAAUUUUAAAACAAUGGCAGACUUCCAGUAACAAAAGCCAACUAGCAUAUGAAGAAAUCAAGAAAGAUGAGCCUUCAACAGAUGCAACUCUUUCCUCCAUCAUGGAGCGACACGCAACGACACAAAGCAAGAAAGAAACAACAAACUCCAAGAAUAGUAAAGACAAGCAACGGUUGCUUGCCCGUUAUGCUGAGAUUUCAGACGGUGAAGACAGCAGUGAUGACAUUGACGCUGAACAUGACGGCCCUUCAAGAUCAGAAGACUUGUUAAUGUCACGAAACACAAACAAAGAAAGCGUUGAUAAAGCCGUGAAGGACCAGCGGGACAAGAUGAAAGCUGAUUAUGAAAAACGCAGAGAGGUAGAGAAGCAACUAAGAGAGAAAGAUCGACUGAAGGCUCUGGAGAGGAAGGAAAAAGAGAAGAAAAGGACACAAAAAGGAGAGAAAAGACGGUAACACAGGCUAUAAUUGUAGUACUUACAUGCGUUCUAGGAAAGAGCUAAAGUGUUAUAGAAUGUCAAUUAUUAAAUAAGGUUUGUUAAUUUUGGUUUUACCCCUGCACCGAUGUGUGUUAGCACUAUUUAUUCAGUACUUUCCUGAGUUCCGUGAA